This is a messenger RNA of Drosophila busckii, 939 nucleotides long. Its product is annotated as trypsin-1. Bases 1 to 939 code for a protein of 312 amino acids. Gene Ontology annotation, molecular function: serine-type endopeptidase activity. Lineage: Eukaryota; Metazoa; Arthropoda; Insecta; Diptera; Drosophilidae. The transcript is spliced from 2 exons. The record is from RefSeq and is a predicted model, not a curated record. Gene Ontology annotation, biological process: proteolysis.
AUGCGUUCCAAACUAACAUUGUUGUCGCUGCUGCUGCUGGGCUGCUGUAGUCUGGCUCUGGCUCAGUAUGAAUAUCAAGCGCCGGCGCAAAGCUACGAGGAGCUGCUGAACUCGGUGGAUGCGCAGGCAGAGCUAAGAGCGCGUCCCUCGCGUGGCAAGCAGCGCGCUCAGUGCAGCACCAAAGCCAACUGCUUCUGCGGCACUCCCAACACCAAUCGCAUUGUGGGCGGUCAGGUGGUGCGCUCGAACAAAUAUCCUUGGACCGCUCAGCUGAUCAAGGGCCGUCACUAUCCACGUCUCUUCUGCGGCGGCUCGCUCAUCAACGAUCGCUAUGUGCUGACCGCUGCUCAUUGCGUUCACGGCAAUCGCGAUCCCAUUACAGUGCGUCUGCUGCAAGUGGACAGAUCCUCUGGUGAUCCCGGCAUUGUGCGCAAGGUGGUGCAAACCAUUAUACACCCAAGCUACGAUUCCAAUCGCAUUGUCAAUGAUGUCGCGCUGCUGCGUCUGGAGUCGCCCGUGCCCUUGACCAACAACAUGCGUCCCGUUUGUCUGCCCGAGCCCAAUCACAACUUUGAUGGCAAAACCGCCACCGUUGCUGGCUGGGGUUUGGUCAAGGAGGGCGGCGUCACCAGCAACUAUUUGCAGGAGGUCAGCGUGCCCGUCAUUUCGAAUCAGCAGUGCCGCGCCACUCGCUACAAGGACAAGAUCGUUGAGGUUAUGCUCUGCGCCGGUCUGGUCAAGACCGGCGGCAAGGAUGCCUGCCAGGGCGACAGUGGCGGUCCUUUGAUUGUCAACGAGGGACGCUAUAAGCUCGCUGGCGUCGUCAGCUUUGGCUACGGCUGUGCUCAGGCCAAUGCUCCAGGUGUCUAUGCGCGUGUUAGCAAGUUCUUGGAUUGGAUCAAGCGGAACUCCGCCGAUGGUUGCUACUGUCAGUCUUAG